Plasmodium yoelii is the source of this 2247-nucleotide messenger RNA. RefSeq lists its product as uncharacterized. NCBI's taxonomy places the organism in Eukaryota, Apicomplexa, Aconoidasida, Haemosporida, Plasmodiidae. The record is from RefSeq and is a predicted model, not a curated record. The transcript has a single exon. Bases 1 to 2247 code for a protein of 748 amino acids.
AUGAUGCUUUAUCUGAUUGUGUUGGCAUUGGCUUACAUUGCCAAUAUUGGUAGAUGUAAAUAUAAUAUACAGCAUUCUGGAAAAUUAAUUUUAACAGAACAAUUAAAUAACAUCUCUAGUAUUCGUGUUAUAAAUGAUGGAGAAUCAAUCAAAUUAGAAACAGAAUAUUUAAUAAAUUUCCCAAUAUAUUGUAUACCAUAUAUUACAAUUGAUAAUAAUAUUCAACAAAAUAAAAAAACAAUAUAUUAUAUAAAACAAGAAUUUCAAAAUUCUUUAAAUUUAUAUAAAAAUAAUAUAAAUUUAGGACCAAUAACUUUUAAUGAUAAAUUUUAUAUAACAGGAAUGGCUGCUAAUAAUGGAUUAUUAUUAGUUAUAGUAGAUGUAGAUAUAUAUAAAUUUGAUAAUGAAAAAAAAAAAUUUUUUUUGGUAAAUGUAAAUGAUGAAAAAUAUGAUAAAAUAUUUAAUAAUGAUCAAAUGUAUUAUACAGGAAUAAUAUCUGAUAUUAUUGAAAAUCAAUUUUUUAUUAUAUGUACAAUCAAAGAAAAAUAUUUUAUUGCUCAUGUAAAAUAUGAUAAUAAUACAGGUUCUAUUGAUGUAAUAGAUGUAAUUGAAAAAUUAAAUGGAAAAAAUUUAUUCGUUGUUAACUCAAUUAGUAUUAUUGAAGAUCGUUUAUAUAUAGCUGAAAAUGCAGAAAAUAUUUAUCAAGUUAUAAUUGAUAGAAAAGAAAAAAAAAAUAAUAAUAUAAAAGGUAUAAAUAUUUAUUCUUUUGCAAAUAAAAAUGAAAAGAUAUUAGGAUUAAGUUCUAAAAUGAUUUUAAAUCCAAUGACAAAUCAUUUUAAUGAUUAUUUAAUUGUGAAUACAAAAAAAAUAUUAGAAGAUAAACCCUCAUCAGAAAAUUGUGUUUAUUUAAUAAAUAUAAAUACAAGCAAUAAUAAAGAAUUUGAAAUAUAUAAUAUUAUAGAUAUGUAUAGUUCUGAUAUUAACCCUAUGUAUUUUAGUGUAUAUGAUAUAUUUAUAUCUAUGGAUAGUCGUAAAGAUCCAAAAGAACAGAAAUUAUGGAUGAAGCAAUUAAAAAAUAAUAAACCCAAAUAUUUAAAUAUUCCUAAUAAAGAAAAUUAUGAAAAUAAUGAAAAUAAAGAAAAUAUAGAAGAUGAAAAAUAUAUGUUAGAAGUAUUAUGGUCAAAUCAAUUUAAUUGUACAAUAAAUAAAGGAAGUAUAGAUCUUCGAAAUGUUAAAUCAAUAUCAAAAAAUAAUAAUGAAAUAAAAAAAAUUCCAAUUAAAAAAAUAGAUAAUAAUUUUUCAACAUCUCCUAAUGUAAUAUCAUCAAGUACAUGCCCAAAAGAAAAUAAAAUUUUUGAUGAUGUAUGCUAUUAUGAUUCUCAAAAAAAUUAUGUUAGUAGUUUAAAUAAUUUAGAAGCAUAUAGUGAUAAUUAUAGUGGUAAUAUUAUAUUUGAUGGGAUAAAAAAUUAUAUAGCUUUUGAUUAUAAAUCUGGAAAAGGUGUACAUUUAUUAUCAUAUCCAUUAAACAAUUUAAUUUAUAUAUAUUUAAAAAAUGGAAAUAUAAAAAUAAGUUUACCAGAACCAUUUGGAUUAGCAAUAGACAAAUAUAAUAGUACAGAUAUUGAGGUCAUAAUAUAUGUAACAUGUAAUGAUAAAAAUAAAAAUUAUGUUAAUAAAUGUGUUAUAAACCAAUUAAAUAAAUCAUAUCAAUGUUAUAAUAUUUACAAAAAAAAAAAAGAAAAUAGUGAAUUGUUUCAAUAUAUUUCAUACAUUACUCAUAAAAAUGAAAAAAAUGAAGAAAGCAACUAUAUAUAUCUUUCUAAUAAUAAAAAAUCUAUAUAUAAAUUAGAAAAAAAUGGAAAAAAAUGGAUGUUUGAUGAGUGGUUAAGUUUGGAAAAACCGAAUCAACGUGUUGGUCCAGUUUCUACAUUAUUAAAUUAUUUUUAUGUUCAUAAAAAUAUGUUAAAUACUUUAAAAAACAAAUAUCCUCAAAAUGAAGUAAUAGCAAAAUUGGCCACAUCAAAUGAAGAAGAUUUGCAUAUAACAGAAGAUGGUUAUAUAUUUUUACAAAAUUCUCAUACUGUUGUUUUUGCUACUAAUUAUGAUGCAUAUGGAAAAGAAACCGGAUCACAAAUAAAUUUUUAUGCUAAAUUGUUCGAUGAAAAUUAUCACCAAUCUUUUGAAGUAGAUAGUAUAGUUAUGAGCAUUGAAAACGCCUCGACAAUAAGUUACUAUUUGCAUGAAUAA